Molecule: messenger RNA, 806 nt
Organism: Bursaphelenchus okinawaensis
Lineage: Eukaryota; Metazoa; Nematoda; Chromadorea; Rhabditida; Aphelenchoididae
Source: the annotation of a GenBank genome assembly
AUGCCGAAAAAAUUCACGGGUAUGAAUCAGAAGUCGGCUGUGGCCAAAGCCAAGAAGAAUGAAGCUAGAGAAGUUGAGAAAGCCAAAACAGAGAAGGCAAAAGAAGAUGCCAAAUGGGCUGAGGAUGAUACUAAGGUGUUGAAGAAGCUUCAGAGAAAAGUAAGUUUUUUAAACUUAUUGUUUUUGAGUUUAGAAAGAUGUAUACUGGAUGGUGGAGAUGGUUUUACUUAUAAAAAGUGUAACUUCAUAUCAAAUUGGCUUAACUUUUGUAUUCUGCUUGUUAAAACUAUGUUUCUAGAUUUACAAAAGUUUUUUUUCAGGAAGAACAAGAAUUGAAACGUCUGGAAGCUCAACAGAAGAAACAGGAGAACAAGCAAGCUUAUGAAAGUGAAAUGCAGAACAUCGGAAAAGAAAAACCUUCUGCUUCUAAAGUUACAAAAGCUCAAAUUGAUGCUAUUGUUAAACAGGAGAAGGCAGAGCAAGAAAGGGAGCGUCUACGGCUUUUAGAAGAGAGUAAGAAAAUUGUUGUACCUGAUCAUCUACAAGAAAACAUGAAUCGAAUGAAUAUUGGUGAAGUAGCCCGAAAUGUCAAUGAUGCUUUGAAGAUUUUGGGUGAUAAAGGACCGGCGGAGCCUCAGAAGAGUUUGAAGACGGCUUAUUCUGAUUUUGAAGCACGUAGAUUACCUCAACUGAAAGAGGAAAAGCCAACGUUACGACUGUCUCAACUAAAACAACUUUUGAAGAAGGAAUGGCAAAAGUCCCCGGAGAAUCCACUGAACGAGAAGAUAAUGGGUAUUAUUAGUUAA